Ostrinia furnacalis (Asian corn borer) is the source of this 988-nucleotide messenger RNA. RefSeq names its product anaphase-promoting complex subunit 13. The transcript is spliced from 3 exons. The record is from RefSeq and is a predicted model, not a curated record. Gene Ontology annotation, cellular component: small-subunit processome; anaphase-promoting complex. Lineage: Eukaryota; Metazoa; Arthropoda; Insecta; Lepidoptera; Crambidae. The coding region runs from base 137 to 376 and encodes 79 amino acids. Gene Ontology annotation, biological process: protein K11-linked ubiquitination.
AAAUAAUCUAAGCUUCAAUUAAACAGGUUCGUAGUCAAUAAUAAAAUGAAGAUUACAAGAUACAAGAAGGUUCAAAAGUAUCUCAAAUUUUACUACAACAACUUUGGUUUCCACCAGCCUUAUCAAGUUCUUAUUGAUGGCACAUUCUGUUUCGCUGCAUUCAAAGAUGGACAGUAAAUACAUUCGCAUGGGGCGCUUGGCGGACAUUGUAGACGAGGAGUGGCGGCUAGAGCAGCUGCCGCACGAAGACAUCCAGGUGCCGCUGGAGGAGCUGCCCGACCCCGAGGCCGACAGCGCCGACUCACACCUCACGCUCAAGGAGCAGAGCAUGCGCUGGCAGGAGAACUUCCCCGAGCCCGCUCAGAAUCAAAACUAGGAACAAAUAAAUAUAAGAGACCAACUGCCUAAGUAUUUAAACGGACAAGUGAAGUUGCUUACUACGAGAUGCAUAAUAAUAGAGACGGAAAAGAUUGCCAAGAAGACCCACGGCGCUCUCACCAUCCUGAAACAGUUCGGACUCCACGAGUGCGGCCACAAAGAGCCUAUCACUGGCUCCAACUGCAUUAUGAGCAUGAUCGGAAAGAAAAAUGACAAGCAUUACAUAUUGGCGUCCCAAGAUAGGGAUUUACAGGAGAAAUUUAGAACAAGGGCUGGUGUCCCACUGCUGUACCUACACAACAAGUCACCGACAUUAGAUAAACCAUCCAGGGCUAGCUACGAUAAAGCAGGACAAACUUUAGAGGCACCGAGUGUAUUCAUAAGCGAGACUCAAAAUGAAACACUGAAAACCAUGAAAAAGGCCCUUGGCGUUGAAGAAAAAGUGGAAGAAGUUAAAGUGUCCAUAAGAAAGAAAAAACCCCACAACCCCAACCCCUUGUCUUGCAAAAAGAAGAAAAAGAAACCUGGUCUAAGAAACGAAGCCAAGAAACAGGAUGGAGUCAGUGAAGGCAAAGUGAGGAAAAGAAAGAAAAAGAAGGUACCUAAGCAU